AUGGCUGCACAAAAGGAAGCUAGGUUUGUGGGACAUAAAUACAUUAGCACAGAACAUAUACUACUUGGUAUCCUUGGUGAUUCAAAUGGGUUGGCUGCAAAAAUUCUUAAGUCUUAUGGAAUUGAUUUUAAUGUUAGUAGGGAGCAAGUGAUGAAGUUGGUUGGUAGAGGUGGUGGUUGCAGUGGUUUUUCUUGUAAAGAUAUAAGGUUCACUUUUGAUGCUAAGAAUGUUCUUGAUUUCUCACUCAAACAUGCCAAGAGUCUAGGUUAUGAUAAUGUGGACACAAUGCACCUACUUUUGGGGUUGCUUCAGGGGUCUAAUGGUACGGUAACUCAAUUGAUUCAAAAUCAAGGUGCUGAUGUAAACAAAAUUAGAGAACAAGUAAUCAGACAAAUUGAAGAAAAUGUUCAUCAAGUUAAUCUACCUGCAGAAGGUUCAAAGAAUCAAAUGGGAGGCCAAGUUGAAGAAAAUGUUACUGCUGAAAGUUCUAAGAGUAAUCAAAUUAAAUUUCCUGUUUUAACUCAGAACAAUAACCUAGGUGCAAGAAAAGAUGAUAACGCGAAUAAACAAAAGUCCGCCCUAGAGAUUUUUGGAACCAAUCUGACAAAAUUGGCACAAGAGGGUAAGCUUCAUCCUUUUGUGGGAAGGGAAGAGCAAGUAGAGCGCGUGAUUCAAAUAAUUUGUAGAAGGAUGAAAAACAACCCUUGCCUUGUUGGAGAACCUGGAGUAGGGAAAACAUCAAUCAUACAAGGUCUUGCUCAGAGAAUUUUGAGCGGAUCUGUUCCUGAAAAACUCAAGGGGAAAAAGGUGGUUGCAUUGGAUGUGGCUGAUUUUUUAUAUGUAAUAUCAAAUCAAGGAUCUUCCGAGGAAAGAAUCAGGUGUUUAAUCAAGGAAAUUGAACUAUGUGGUAAUGUGAUACUUUUUGUUAAAGAAGUUCAUCACAUAUUUGAUGCAGCAACAUCAGGAGCCCGUAGUUUCGCAUACAUUUUGAAACAUGCCCUUGAAAGAGGUGUAAUUCAAUGUAUAUUUGCUACAACAGUGAAUGAGCACAGAAUGCACAUGGAAAAUGAUACAACCUUAAAAAGAAUAUUUCAACCAGUUAAAGUGGUUGAACCAUCUGUUGAAGAAACCAUAGAAAUUCUUAAAGGCCUCCGCGGAACAUAUGAGUCGCAUUAUAAACUUCAUUACACAGAUGAAGCUCUUGUUGCAGCUGCAAAUUUGUCUCAGCAAUAUGUAAGCGAGCGUUUCUUACCUGAUAAGGCAAUUGAUUUGAUUGAUGAAGCUGGAUCACAUGUUCAACUUUGUCAUGCAAAGAACAAAAAGAGGGGUAAUGUUUCUAUUCCUAGUGUGAAAAAGUGUGAUAUUCAACAUGUUAUUUCUUCUUGGAUUGGAGUACCAGUCAGUGAUGUAUCAAAGGAAGAAGGCGAAAAUCUCCUCAACUUAGAAGACAUGCUUCACAAACACGUCAUCGGUCAAAACGAAGCAAUCAGCACAAUCUGCCGAGCUAUUCGCCGCGCUAGAGUCGGUCUAAGAAACUGCAGAAGGCCUAUUGCAAGUUUCAUGUUCACCGGUCCCUCAGGCGUAGGAAAAACUGAAUUAGCCAAUGCAUUAGCUACAAACUAUUUUGGUUCAAAAGAUUCAUUGAUAAGAUUAGAUAUGAGUGAGUACAUGGAUAGAUACAAUGUAGCUAGGUUAAUUGGAGCACCUCCUGGCUAUAUCGGUUUUGAUGAUGGCGGUCAAUUAACCGAAGCUAUUCGGAAAAAUUCACAUGCAGUUGUUUUGUUUGAUGAGAUUGAAAAAGCACAUUCAGAUGUUUUCAACUUAAUGCUACAAAUUCUUGAUGAUGGAAGACUCACAGAUGGAAAAGGUCAAACAGUUGACUUUAAAAGCACACUUAUUAUAAUGACUAGCAAUCUUGGUAACAACAUCAUUGAAGGGACAAAUAAUGAAACUAUGCAAAUUAUUGAUCAUAAAAAGAAUUUGGUUAUGGAGGAGCUGAAGAAUCAUUUUAGACCAGAGUUUUUGAAUAGGCUUGAUGAGAUAAUUGUUUUUAAAGAACUAACAAAAUUGGAAGUGGAACAAAUUGCAAAUAUAAUGUUGAGAGAAGUUUGUGAAAAAAUGAUGGUUAAAGAUAUACAUCUUUCUUUAACAUGUAGGUUUAGGGAUUAUGUGAUUCAAAAUGGAUAUAACCCUAGCUAUGGUGCAAGACCAUUAAGAAGGACUAUUGCAAGAUUUUUGGAAGAUACAUUGGCUGAAAAGAUGUUAAGGAAAGAAAUAAAGGAAGGUGACUCAGUUGUUGUUGAUAUCAAUGUUGAUGAGGGAAAUGUUGUUGUGUUGAAUCAAAAAAAUGUGAAAAGGGAAGAUCUUUUUAUAAGUUUUGUUGAUCAUUCAGAUGGUUGUGAUUAUUUAGUUGAUGGAAAGAGAAAAGACAUGGUUGGAAUUUCAUGCAAUUUGAUGGGAAAAAUGUUGGACAUGUUUGGACAUAGAAAAAGUCCAUAA
Messenger RNA from Medicago truncatula (barrel medic), 2499 nucleotides. RefSeq names its product chaperone protein ClpC1, chloroplastic. Gene Ontology annotation, cellular component: cytoplasm. Gene Ontology annotation, biological process: cellular response to heat. The record is from RefSeq and is a predicted model, not a curated record. The coding region runs from base 1 to 2499 and encodes 832 amino acids. Lineage: Eukaryota; Viridiplantae; Streptophyta; Magnoliopsida; Fabales; Fabaceae. The transcript is spliced from 8 exons. Gene Ontology annotation, molecular function: ATP hydrolysis activity; ATP binding.